AUGUCUACCUCCCGCGAUAGCGCCGUUGUCAAGGAUCUCCAUCUCAACCACAAUGCCGGGAAAACACAAUCCAGAGACUCCAAUCACAGCAAGAAGACUUCCGAAUAUACCACGUCUACGGACAGAAAUUGGCAUGGGCUUGCCAAUGCUACGAGACCGAUGACCCCUCUCCGUCGUGCUUCAAGCGCUGAUCCCUUGUCAAGUCGUGGCCGUCGUAGAACUCCCGUUGCACAGUCAAGAACUCCUGCCGGGGUUUCCAGAUAUGGUGGUGGUUCGGCGAGAAAGCCAUUGAUGGUAACGCCCCAUGGACGAGCUGCUCAGCGACAGCUGGAGGCAAGAAGAACCCCAGGGAAAGAAAGGCGAAGGAGUGGACGGCAGCAAAGGGAAACGCCUCGUGAUGCCUUGAGAGCACUUAGUCGUCUACUCGCACCUAGGUCACAGCCCAUCGCCCCAACUCCUACUGGUCCAGGGCAAACUCCCAACAAACGAUUUACGAGUGAUGAUGAUGAUCUGGACGAUGAAGUCGAGCUUCAGAGACCUCGUUUGUCCUUGCCUAUGGGCGACGCAGACGACGAGGACGACAGUUUACUGCUUCCCCCUCAGUCAGCCGGCUUAGAAGACGAAAACUUCACUGUGCAAUCUGUUGAGUUUGGUCGCCGAGCUCGAAGUGAACAGCCUCUUUCACGGCUUUCGAGGGGGAGUUUUGGGAGCGUACGCAUGAGCGACAACUUUGGAGAUGUGAGUGCGUUGGGGCUUGGAGGGGCACUGGAUGAGUCUAGCCUGAUAGGCGGGCCUCUCGCUGACGAUGAUAUCUACGAGAUGUCGGAGUUUUCUAUGGGGGUUCCAGGAGACAAUACACAAACUUUGAGAGAUCUUGGUCUCGCUCAAGGCGCUUUAUCUAUCGGUCGUGACAGCGACGUCCGGCCGCUGGCGUUACCCGAUGAGGCUACCGACAAUGAUUUCUUGUUCAUCGUACCACCAAGAGACGUUUCUGAGGAGCCACGGAGGAAUUCAUCCCGCCGAGGUAGCACCCCUCUCUCAAUGAUUCUGGACAUGCAGAGUGAAGAUCCCCAGGGACACGUGGAGCCAUUAGAACUGGAUCAAGAGAAUCUCAUGGAGGGAGAAGAAGGGGAAGAGUUCGACAAUAGCGAGCAUCCAGUUCCCACGGUGCUAUAUGAUCCCACACAACCUUUGGACAUGAGUCUAACCAUGAGCGUGCCCCGCGCACCUGGCUUGGUAGGAACGCUUGCCACGACGAGGAAGCAUAAACAAGCCAAAGUCUCUGUACACGGAAUUGAAUACCCCUCUCUGCCUGCAGGUGUAGUGAAGAAGUUGGCAACGACUUUCGCACGUACAGCUGGCAACAACAAAACCAAACUCAAUAAGGAAACACUUGAUGCGAUCAUUCAAGCUUCGGAUUGGUUUUUUGAGCAAGUUAGUGACGACUUGGGGGCUUACGCUGAACACGGAAGGAGGAAGACGAUUGACGAGACUGAUGUUAUAACGCUUAUGGCCAGACAGAGGCAGAUCAACGCUAGUAACACCCCGUUCUCUUUGGCCCAGAAAUACCUGCCACGAGAGCUUCUUCAAGAAAUGCGCAUGGUCCCUCCACCCAAAUCGAAGAACCAACACUAA
Glarea lozoyensis ATCC 20868 is the source of this 1635-nucleotide messenger RNA. RefSeq names its product Histone-fold containing protein. Gene Ontology annotation, molecular function: chromatin binding; protein heterodimerization activity. Bases 1 to 1635 code for a protein of 544 amino acids. The record is from RefSeq and is a predicted model, not a curated record. The transcript is spliced from 3 exons. Gene Ontology annotation, biological process: replication fork processing; resolution of meiotic recombination intermediates. Gene Ontology annotation, cellular component: Fanconi anaemia nuclear complex; FANCM-MHF complex. Lineage: Eukaryota; Fungi; Ascomycota; Leotiomycetes; Helotiales; Helotiaceae.